Molecule: messenger RNA, 203 nt
Organism: Adineta steineri
Lineage: Eukaryota; Metazoa; Rotifera; Eurotatoria; Adinetida; Adinetidae
Source: the annotation of a GenBank genome assembly
GAUGUUCUAUAGUUCGAAUUGAUCCACCAAUUACUGGUGAUAUGUCGUUGACUUUACGUGCAUCAACUUCUGAUUUAAAACGUCCAUCUGAUUUUAAUGCAACAGUAUCUAUAACUGGUUCACCUGAUAAAACAACAAUUACUUAUCGAUUUUUAACUCAAGUUGAACAAAAAAACUUCCCAUAUAUAAAGUGUUCUUUUUAA